Messenger RNA from Myripristis murdjan (pinecone soldierfish), 1895 nucleotides. RefSeq names its product transmembrane protein 35 (gene tmem35). Gene Ontology annotation, biological process: positive regulation of protein localization to cell surface; chaperone-mediated protein complex assembly. Gene Ontology annotation, molecular function: acetylcholine receptor regulator activity. The coding region runs from base 31 to 729 and encodes 232 amino acids. The transcript has 2 exons. The record is from RefSeq and is a predicted model, not a curated record. Gene Ontology annotation, cellular component: endoplasmic reticulum. Lineage: Eukaryota; Metazoa; Chordata; Actinopteri; Holocentriformes; Holocentridae.
UGCAAUAGCUGCUGUCAUGGUGGCACGGUGAUGAGAGGAGGGAGGAGGAGAGACUUCACCUCUCAUGCAUGGGACCCACAAAUCCUCGCUGCGCCCCUACAGGGACCCAUAGAUCGCCAUUUUUGUAGCUCAUCCAGAAGCCCAUCCCCCUUAUGCAUCUUCACCGGGAAAGCGGCGGAGGCGAGUUUCAUUCAAUUCACUGAGAAGCGACUGCCUGCACGGCGGCGGGACUCACGCACGAAGAUGGCCUCGCCAAGGACAAUAACUAUUGUAGCGCUCUCAUUCGCUCUCGGUUUAUUUUUCGUAUUUAUGGGAACCAUUAAGCUCACUCCGAGGCUAAGCAAAGAUGCAUAUAGUGAAAUGAAAAGAGCAUACAAGAGCUAUGCCAAGGCAUUGCCGGGCCUGAAGAAGAUCGGCAUCAGCUCAGUCCUGCUGCGUAAGAUCAUCGGCUCCCUGGAGGUGGGCUGUGGGGUGGUGCUCACCCUGGUGCCCGGCAGGCCGAAGGACGUGGCCAACUUCUUGCUGCUACUGGUCAUGCUGGCCGUCCUCUUCUUCCACCAGCUAGUAGGAGACCCUCUGAAACGAUACGCCCACGCUCUGGUCUUUGGUAUUCUGCUCACCUGCCGGCUGCUCAUCGCCCGGCAGAGCGAUGACCGGCCGGAGAGGGAGGAAAGCAGGGAGGAACAGUACAUCAACGACCAGGAGAGGAACAAGGUCAAGCAGUCUUAAGCCCCGCACUCCACUUGGGUCAGAGCCACAGCGAAGGGAAACUUGUGUGCUUCUAUGGAUUGUAGUCAUUCAGAUUUUGAAGGAAACUACCAACCAGUCACUACUGAUAAAGAUGCCACUCACACACACACACACACACACACACACACACCCCGUCCCGUCCUGUUGGCCGACUGAUUUCCGGUUACUGUCACCCACUCCUCUGCACUGUUAUUGUGAAACUGAAAACUCUUGUUCAUACAUCCGAUACAUAACUGUGGACAAUCAUACCCAUGGAAACUGUUAUGAGCUCAACUCGUCACACUAGUCGAUCAAUUUUACCUUCUUUGUCCUCAUUUCACAACUACAAUGUGUUAAAUAUGUACGUGUUUUCAUUUUCACUCUAACAUGACGUUAAUUUAGGCUACAAGUUGAUUUGAGAAUGCUGUUUUUCAUGAAUGAAUCUUUGUAGCCUGUUUUUCUAAUUUUGUUUUUUAAUGUAUUUAGGUAGGAGAAACUGUGAUAAUUUAUGAACCACGUUAUUUUACAAAAGCUCAAGCAUGUUUUAUCUGACCUAAAGUAAAGACCACAAGCCAAAAUGGGCAGUGUUGGAAGAUUUUUUGGACUAAUUAUAUGUUAACUCACAUUUAUUAAAUGUCCACAUCUUUUUGGGUGCAGUUAGCAGAAGCCCUAUUUUAUAAAUAAAAGUAUAAAUCCUAGUUGUUCAUUUUUUUCAGCUCAGUGCAAUUUUCAUACUUGCGCAUGAAAUCCCUUUUCCUAAAGAAAAAUAAGCAAAUCCUCUUUCUCAUUUCAGCUUCAAGUAUCAUCUUGAAGUUGUUUAGAUAGAAAGGACAGCAGGUGCUGCUUUGGGUGUGUGCUAUGAGCCUCACACGUUUCUAGAGCACAACCCAAUCAACUGUUUUAAGCUUGUGAAAGAAACUGGAUUUUUCCUUUUCCUGUUAGCAGGCAAUAAAGACUUAUGUUUAUUCACUGUCAUUGAAGUCUUUUGCUUAGCUGUUGGAUUUGUUUUCAUUUUUCUCCUUAAGGAUAUUGAAAAGCAUUCCUGUUAAAAUCUUGCUUUGGGAAUGGGACCUCAGUUGAAAAUCAUGUCAGUUUUGAGAUUCACAAUAUUUCUGUAAAAUUUAGUGAUAUAAUUGAAAUACAAUCUGAAGGUGAGACAGACUAAA